GAAUAAGGAAGUGCACACCGGUAUUCCCUCAACUGUGGUGUGGAGAGAGAGAGUUUAACGAGUAAUAUUCAACAGAUAUUUUCUUCGUUUUCUACCCGGCGUAUGUUAAGAUUCGCCCGAUUGCAAUGGAAACUAAACGUACAGACACGUUUUUGAUAACUGGUGGAUGUGGCUAUGUUGGUUAUCGCCUGGCAUGCUCCCUGCAUAAAAAAGGAGCCAACAUCAUUCUGUUUGACACAGUCCCUCCAAACCAAAAAGUGCCAGAGGAUAUGUUGUUUAUUCAAGGAGAUAUAUCUGAAUAUGCACAUGUUGAGAAGGCCGUUGCUGGUGUGGACUGUGUAUUCCACAUCGCCUCCUACGGCAUGUCUGGCAGGGAGCAGCUGAACCGGCAGUUGAUUGAGGCGGUGAAUGUUCAAGGCACACAGAACGUCCUGAAGGCUUGCCUUGAGCACAGAGUUUCCAGGGUGGUUUACACCAGCACCUUCAACGUGGUGUUCGGAGGCCAAGUGAUAGAGAAUGGAGAUGAAAGCCUACCUUAUCUACCUCUGCAUCUUCACCCCGACCACUACUCCAGAACCAAGUCGCUGGCUGAGAUGGCAGUGCUAAAAGCUAACGGUACAGCACUGAAGGACGGGUCUGGGGUGCUGAGAAGCUGUGCACUGCGUCCAGCAGGGAUCUACGGGCCUGGUGAGCAAAGGCACCUGCCCAGGAUAGUUGGCUACAUAGAGAAGGGGAUCUUCAGGUUUGUUUAUGGUGAACCCAGCAGCCUGGUGGAGUUUGUCCAUGUGGACAACCUGGUGUCAGCACACGAGCUCGCUGCAGAGGCUCUGACCUCAGAGAAGCAUCAUCGCUCUGCUGGCCAGCCCUACUUUAUCUCAGAUGGCAGGCCUGUCAACAAUUUUGAAUUCUUCAGACCCCUGGUAGAGGGCUUGGGCUAUCCUUUCCCCAACCUGCGUCUGCCUAUCAAUCUCAUCUACUUUGUUGCCUUUCUCACUGAAAUGAUUCACCACCUCAUCGGCCCCUUCUAUAACUUCCAGCCACUGCUGACACGUACAGAGGUGUACAAGACUGGCGUGACGCAUUACUUCAGCAUGGCAAAAGCUAAGGCGGAGCUUAAUUAUGAGCCCCAGGAGUACAACCUGGAUGAAGUUGUACAAUGGUUCAGAAGCAGAGGCCACGGGAAAAAAUUGCAGAGCUCCUUCCUCGGUCGAUUGCUGCGAGACAUCCUGUUUGUUUCUGCCUUUGUUGCUGUGGUUCUUUCUUUUCUCCCAUUUGUUGGAAGUUGAUGAUUAGCUAAAUGCCAAUCAAGACUGGUUCAUAACCAGGUUGUUUGCAUGUGUUAAUAUCACAAGGUCAAUGGACACAUUUGAUUAACAAAUCAGUCAGUAUUGCAAACAGUAACAAAAAAAAAGGGGGAAAUAAUCUUAUAAUCACUGUACCUUUAUGUCUUAAUAUUUACAUCCUAUGGCUUUUGUAACUGUUACAAAAUAAAUGUGAAAUUCUACCUAUUUUUUCACAACAAUAGAUUUUGAAAAAGCAUAUCUCAUACCUCAUACAUGUUUUAGUACUGUUUUGUGAAACUGUAAUAUAAUAAAACAAUGAACAUUUUGAAAACUAAUGAAUAAAUCCUUGAAUGGCAAAUGUGGCUUGUUUGAUUUUCAACUGUGAUUCAAGGUUUACAUUUUUGUUUUGUUUUAUUUUAUUUAUACAGAUAAAUAGUUUUCAUGUUUGAGGACCCUAGAUAAAGGUAAUAAUUAAGUUGCCAAGUUCAUAACAGCUA
Molecule: messenger RNA, 1780 nt
Organism: Centropristis striata (black sea bass)
Lineage: Eukaryota; Metazoa; Chordata; Actinopteri; Perciformes; Serranidae
Gene: sdr42e1
Product: short chain dehydrogenase/reductase family 42E, member 1
Exons: 3
Coding region: 126-1286 (386 amino acids)
Biological process (GO): steroid biosynthetic process
Molecular function (GO): 3-beta-hydroxy-Delta5-steroid dehydrogenase (NAD+) activity
Source: RefSeq, a predicted model, not a curated record